AAAUACUCUGUUCGUUGUCUGUGUAUACAAUCUAUGCACAAAAAUCCUCACUUCCUUAUUUUCCACGUGUAGUACGUAGCUACGUAUAUAGGUUCACAUACAGUACAUGUAGCUGUGCAUUGCCUGGUAGCGAGUAGACCUUAUCUAAAACCUUAUUCAGCUUCAUCGAAAUUAAUCUUUAAAAAUCGACUCAAUCUGAAAGAGAGAAAUUAUUCUUUCGUGAUAAACAUGUCGCUCUCCAAUUAAAUUCAUUAGGAGCAUAAUAGACUCGAUCGUUAUGAGCUGGAGGUCACCUGACUAUGAACACCUUAUUAUCAUUUCGCAGUCCGAGGUAGGUCUAUACUUGUAGUCAUUGCUAUGAUUUAACAGGCGUACAUCUGAGAGCGUAUUUUGCAAUUCAAGAAUUGUUGAGCUGUUUCACCUGACGGGCCCAGUUGGGAAAUUGGAGAGACCAACGAGCUGCCGUGUGAGUUAAAAUACACCCGGUGAAAGUUUACGAGAACGAGUUGGUGAGAGGAAAAUUAUCUGGCGAGAUCGACAAAGUAAAAUACAAGCAACGAUGAAGAACAAAUCAUCCUCCAAGAACUCCAAAGACCCAGCCUCGGCUCUCCCAGAGGCAUGGCAUCGUCAUUACACCGACCAGGAGAAGAGAAUCCUAGUCCAGCUCGUCCUCGACCGCAUUGACAUCAUCGAAAACAACUACACCCGAGACCAGUUUACCCUAGAACUCAAGAAUGUAACUUGGAAAGACAUCGCUGACAGGUUCAACGCCGAUGUACGAUGCAGCCACCAGCGUGACAUCAAACAGAUUAAGAAACUAUGGGACAACAUCAAGACCAGGGCCAAGAGAAUGGUGACGGCUCACAGACUUCAAAAGACGAUGAGAGGGGAACUCCGGGCUGCUUCGUCUGCUGGAGGACUCGAUGAUAGGGACUUGGAUAAUCUAGCAGAAGAUUCGAUUGCAGAGAAGGUUAUUUACUACAUGAAGAUGAUAGCAAAGCAGCAGAACCGAUCAAGCGAUUUCACCUAUGACCUUGAAGAUGAUGAGGAGGCGUCGGAAAUGAUCUAUGCAGAACCGGAUUACGAACCAAUGGCUAAAUCAGAAGACGACGUUAUUCUUUGUGUCGAAGAGCCCCCAUCAUGUCCACCGGCACAAAAACGGUAUGCCUUUGAACCUCGAACAACAGCAGCCGCACGAGAUCCACCUGUACAACACCCAACCUCCCGAGGCCCGCUUCCGGAAGCGCAACCUUCUGAGUACUUAGGUACGAACAUCGGGAGCUACACGGAGCAAGAUGGGGAUUCUCUAACCAGUCUACCGUUCACGACAUCCUCCCAGCAGCAGAUUGUCCAAUCACCAUUUUUAGCCGGUACCCAACAUUUUACCCCAACCGCCACCUCCACUGCUUCAGGCGUAACUAGGAAAACUACUACUUCGACCACACCCAGUCACGCUAGUUACAACGGCGGAUGGGUGGAGGAAAAUUCAGUGAGAACUGUGGAAAGUGCUGUGACUGUUUCCCCCGCAAAGAGGACGUCUCCUAGAAGGGGUCGGCGGACUAUCAAAGGGUUCCAGAAGCAGGAGUGUCAACUGAGAAUUCGAAAACUUCGACUUGAGAUGAAAUAUGCUCGUAUCGAACAUGAAGAGCGAUUGAAAGUCAUCCGAAAACAACGAGAAUUGCUCGAUUCUCUCAAAAAUGAUCCGCCAAGCAUUAUAAAUUCAAUGUUUAAAUGAUGCGAGCUAGCUUCAGUAAGGUAAAGUUCUGAUAUUAUACCAUCCAGACAGAUUGAAGCAGGGUGACAUAACACUGUUAUCACGUCACCGAUUAAUAUCAAUAUCAAUAUUCUUGAGAAACGUUGCAAUGGUUUAAGCCACCUCCACCACGAUAAUUAUUUGGAGCUGUCUUCCGAACAUAAUCUGGAACAAAGAGAGCGCCAAUGGGAGAAAAGUGCGCGAAGUUACAAUACAAAUGGCGAGAAGUGAUAUCAAGUGACGUCUGUAACACUAAUUAGUGUAUUUGAGACUAUCAUAAUGUCGUGUAACCUAUUCUUUAAAGACACCCCCAUACAUGUACUUAAUACCUCAGACCCAACCCUGCUCUAUUCAUCACAAGGUGAAAUAAUAUGAUCCCUUUUUUCUAAGGUCAAAGUUCAAAGUUUAUUUCUACAUUUCCAUAAAAAACCUUAUUAUGAAUCAUCCAGUGUUUUAACAAAAUAAUAAAUCAUCUUGUAAAAUACCAUCUUACAUGAUUUUCUAUUCGAGU
Molecule: messenger RNA, 2264 nt
Organism: Lytechinus variegatus (green sea urchin)
Lineage: Eukaryota; Metazoa; Echinodermata; Echinoidea; Temnopleuroida; Toxopneustidae
Exons: 2
Coding region: 560-1735 (391 amino acids)
Source: RefSeq, a predicted model, not a curated record